AUGGAGGAAGAAUACAGUCAAGCAGAGUUAAAGAAUGAAAGAGCAUCCAAAAAUUCAGCAAUUUUGAUAGCAGCUCAAAUGUUGGUGCACUACUCUUCCAGUUCAUGGUUCAUUCCACUUCUGUGCAGAUUUGAGACAUCAACUUCUUCUCGUGCCAUUGAGUCCUACAUUGUUUAUUUGGGAGCACCCUCGGUCGGAUCAAACCCUACAAACUAUGAUAUCGAAGUCGCAACCGAGUCACAAUAUGAUUUAUUAGGAUCAGUUGUGGGAAGCAAAUUGGCAGCCAAGGAUGCAAUUAAGUAUUCUUACAAUAAAUACAUUAAUGGUUUUGCUGCUACUCUUGAUGAGAAACAAGCCAAGGAUCUUGCAAAGAAUCCAAAGGUGGUGUCGGUUUUUGAAAACAAGGAAAGAAAAUUGCAUACAACACGAUCGUGGCAUUUUCUUGGAGUGGAAAGUGAUGAAGGAAUUCCUUCAAACUCCAUUUGGAAUGCUGGAAGGUUUGGUGAAGAUACAAUUAUAGGCAACCUUGACACAGGUGUUUGGCCAGAGUCGAAGAGCUUCAACGAUGCAGGCUAUGGCCCUGUUCCUUCAAGGUGGAGGGGAGCUUGUGAAGGUGGCGCCAACUUUCGUUGCAAUAGGAAGUUGAUUGGAGCAAGAUAUUUCAACAAAGGAUUUGCAAUGGCAAGCGGUCCUCUCAACAUUAGCUUCAACACAGCAAGAGAUAAACAAGGCCAUGGUUCACACACUUUAUCCACAGCCGGAGGCAACUUUGUCCCCGGAGCCAAUGUCUUUGGCUAUGGCAAUGGCACUGCAAAAGGAGGUUCCCCGAAAGCUCGUGUUGCUGCCUACAAGGUUUGCUGGCCUGCGACUUCUGGUGGUGGCUGUUACGAUGCUGAUAUCUUAGCCGGUUUUGAAGCCGCCAUUAGUGAUGGUGUCGAUGUUCUCUCAGUCUCUCUUGGUUCUAAACCUGAAGAGUUUGCUUAUGAUUCCAUGUCCAUAGGGGCAUUCCAUGCUGUUCAACAAGGAAUUGUCGUGGUUUGCUCUGCUGGAAAUGAUGGUCCGGGUCCUGGAACUGUAUCCAAUAUAUCUCCUUGGAUGUUCACUGUCGCAGCUAGCUCCAUCGAUCGAGAUUUCACAAGUUAUGCUUCCCUUGGAAACAAGAAGCAUUAUAAGGGUUCAAGUAUUUCAUCGAGUGCAUUGGCUGGUGGUAAAUUCUACCCUUUGAUAAAUGCUGUAGAUGCAAAAGCUGCCAAUGCGUCCGAAAUCCUUGCGCAACUUUGCCACAAGGGAUCGCUUGAUCCAACAAAGGCAAAAGGGAAGAUUAUAGUUUGUCUUCGAGGAGAAAAUGCAAGAGUUGAGAAAGGUUUUGUUGUUCUUCAAGCUGGUGGUGUUGGUAUGAUUUUAGUGAAUGGCAAGAACGGUGGAUCAGGCACUACGGCUGAUGCCCAUAUACUUCCUGCCACUCAUCUUAGCUACACCGAUGGACUUGCUGUUGCUCAAUAUAUUAACUCCACCAAAACACCCGUUGCUCACAUAACACCUGUACAGACUCAGCUAGGAAUUAAACCGUCACCUGUCAUGGCUGACUUCUCAUCAAGAGGCCCUAAUCCCAUCACUGAGGCCAUGCUCAAGCCUGAUAUAACAGGACCGGGAAUGAGUAUACUUGCAUCGGUCACAACAGAUGUAACUGCCACGACAUUUCCAUUCGAUACGCGUCGGGUGCCCUUCAACGUUGAAUCGGGCACUUCCAUGUCUUGCCCACACAUCUCAGGUGUUGUUGGUCUUCUCAAGACUCUUUAUCCCACAUGGAGUCCAGCAGCUAUCAAAUCUGCCAUCAUGACUACAGCCAAAACAAGAGACAAUACGAUGCGUACAAUAUCAGACAACGUCAAGCCCAAGGCAACCCCAUUUGAUUAUGGUGCAGGACAUGUCCAUCCCAAUAGUGCAAUGGACCCCGGCCUCGUUUACGACACAACCAUCGACGAUUACUUGAACUUCUUAUGUGCACGUGGCUACAACUCCCUCACUUUCAAGAAUUUCUAUAACAAACCAUUUGUCUGCGCAAAAUCGUUCACAUUGACCGAUCUCAACUACCCAUCAAUCUCGAUCCCAAAGUUGCAAUUUGGGGCUCCAGUAACGGUCAAUAGAAGAGUUAAGAAUGUGGGAACCCCAGGAACAUACGUAGCACGUGUGAAUGCGUCCUCAAAGAUCUUAGUUACGGUCGAGCCGAGUACGUUGCAGUUUAAUAGUGUGGGUGAAGAGAAGGCUUUCAAGGUUGUAUUUGAAUACAAAGGAAAUGAACAAGAUAAAGGCUAUGUGUUUGGGACAUUGAUAUGGUCAGAUGGGAAGCAUAAUGUUAGAAGUCCUAUUGUAGUGAAUUUGGGAUCUUACAUCGUUUACUUGGGUUCGGAACAUUCCUCGGCUUUGGAUCCUUCCUCUUUAUCAGAGCAUUCCCGACAAGUUACUGCAUUACAUUAUGAUUUGUUGGGAUCUUUGUUUGGAAGUAAAACGAUGGCAGAGGAAGCGAUUUUCUACUCCUAUACAAGAAGUUUCAAUGGUUUCGCUGCCAAACUUGAUGACAAAGAAGCUGAAAAUCUAGCAAGAAACCCUAAGGUGAUAUCAGUGUUUGAAAAUAAGGCAAGAAAAUUGCACACAACGCGUUCUUGGAACUUCCUUGGAGUGGAGAAUGAUAUUGGAAUUCCUUCAAAUUCCAUUUGGAAUACUGCAAAGUUUGGUGAAGAUGUAAUCGUAGCCAACAUUGAUACAGGUGUUUGGCCAGAAUCAAAGAGCUUUAGUGAUGAAGGCUAUGGACCUGUGCCAUCAAAAUGGAGAGGCAUUUGUCAAACUGACUCCACCUUCCAUUGCAAUAGAAAGCUUAUUGGAGGAAGAUAUUUCCACAAAGGAUAUGAAGCCGCCGGAGGAAAACUCAACGCCACUUUACUCACCGUACGCGACCACGACGGCCAUGGAACCCACACUCUCUCAACCGCUGCCGGAAACUUUGUCACCGGAGCCAACGUUUUUGGCCAUGGUAAUGGCACGGCCAAAGGGGGUGCUCCCAAGGCUCGCGCCGUUGCCUACAAGGCCUGCUGGCCUCCACUCUUUGACUCACAAUGCUUCGACGCCGAUAUUCUUGCCGCUUUCGAAGCUGCUAUUGCUGAUGGAGUCGACGUGCUAUCAACUUCCCUUGGUGGAGCAGCCGACGAAUAUUUCAACGAUCCACUUGCUAUCGCCGCCUUCCUCGCUGUUCAACGAGGCAUUCUGGUCGUCUUCUCUGGUGGGAAUUCCGGUCCUUUCCCAAUGACCAUCGCCAAUAUUUCCCCUUGGGUAUUCACCGUCGCGGCGAGCACCAUAGACAGAGAGUUCGCCAGUUAUGUGGGGCUUGGAAACAAGAAACACAUUAAGGGUUUAAGCCUUUCUUCAGUUCCUUCGUUACCAAAGAAGUUCUUUCCAUUGAUCAAUUCAGUGGAUGCAAAAUUCAGAAAUGUCACCGAAUUCCAUGCUCAAUUUUGCGGCAAGGGGACGCUUGAUCCAAUGAAAGUAAAGGGAAAGAUAGUGAUUUGUCAAGUAGGGGAAACCGAUGGAGUAGACAAAGGCUUCCAAGCUUCUCGAGCUGGUGCCGUAGGAGUCAUUAUAGCUAACGAUCUCGAAAAAGGAGACGAAAUUUUUCCCGAAUUACACUUCAUUCCCGCUUCCGAUAUUACAAAUACCGAUGCACAAAUAGUCCAAAACUACCUCAAAUCCACCAGAACACCAAUGGCUCAUUUAACUAGUGUCAAAACAUUGUUGAGUGUCAAACCAGCUCCAACCAUCGCUACCUUCUCAGCUAGAGGCCCCAACCCAAUUGAUAGUACCAUUCUCAAGCCUGAUGUUACAGCCCCUGGUGUGAAUAUACUGGCUUCUUAUCCCACUGGAAUUGCUCCGACGUUCUCCCCUGUGGACCGACGGCGUAUCCCGUUUAAUGUUAUCUCUGGUACUUCCAUGUCUUGUCCUCACGUUGCCGGUAUCGCCGGUCUUAUUAAGUCCAUUCAUCCUAAUUGGAGCCCUGCUGCUAUCAAAUCUGCUAUAAUGACCACUGCCAAAACAAGAGGCAACAACAACCAAACAAUCCUCGACUCAACAAAACUGAAGGCCACGCCAUACGCUUAUGGCGCAGGACAAGUAAAUCCAAACGAUGCGGCAGACCCUGGCCUUGUUUAUGAUAUCACUGUUAAUGACUACUUGAACUUCUUGUGUGCUCGAGGCUACAAUGCAAUGCAAAUCAAAAAAUUCUAUGCUAAGCCAUUUAGCUGUGUUAGAUCGUUCAAAGUCACGGAUCUCAACUACCCGUCGAUCUCGGUCGGGGAGCUGAAAAUUGGUGCUCCCUUGACAAUGAAUAGAAGAGUUAAGAAUGUGGGAAGUCCAGGAACGUAUGUUGCACGGGUCAAAGCGUCACCCGGUGUUGCGGUUUCGAUCGAGCCAAGCACAUUGGUGUUUAGUAGGGUGGGUGAAGAGAAGGGCUUUAAGGUUGUAUUGCAAAACACAGGAAAAGUGAAAAAUGGAUCAGAUGUGUUUGGAACAUUGAUAUGGUCUGAUGGGAAGCACUUUGUUAGAAGUUCCAUUGCUGUGCAUUUGGGACCUGGCAUUGGAAAUUAAUUUGUGGAUUAUUUUCAAACUUACACCCCCUAAGUUUUGGGGUUUUAUUAAUUUAAUUAAACCAUCAACGUACUAAUUUAAAUAUUGAAUUAAACUAUGAAACCAUAUCCUUUGGGUCAACCAUAGGUGUAACACUCUUAUUGCACAUAUUCGAAGAUUUCAUUUUAGCUUUUUGGUUCGUA
Cucumis sativus (cucumber) is the source of this 4817-nucleotide messenger RNA. RefSeq lists its product as uncharacterized. NCBI's taxonomy places the organism in Eukaryota, Viridiplantae, Streptophyta, Magnoliopsida, Cucurbitales, Cucurbitaceae. Bases 1 to 4635 code for a protein of 1544 amino acids. Gene Ontology annotation, molecular function: serine-type endopeptidase activity. The transcript is spliced from 21 exons. Gene Ontology annotation, biological process: proteolysis. The record is from RefSeq and is a predicted model, not a curated record.